UCCAAUUCCAGGAUGCCCGAUUCCGUGGAGGACACCUCCACCACCUCGCUGCGGAUUUGCCUGGAAGGACAUGCGAAUGCCUUGGCCUUGAACAAGGACAACAACCAGAUCGCUUUGGCUGGGCGAAGCUUGCUCAAGGUUUACUCCAUAAACAGCAAUGGCUUCACGGAAUCAUGUAAUAUGCGCGGGAAGAACCAGAAUCUUAGCUACUCCGCCAACGAUGUGGCCUGGUCCACCUUGGAUAGCAAUCUCCUGGCCACGGCGGCCACAAAUGGCGUGGUUUCCGUGUGGGAUCUCUCCAAGUUCGGCAGGCAGAAGCAGCUGCUGGUCUACAACGAACACGAGCGCACUGCCCACACGGUGACCUUCCAUAGCAGCGAACCCAACAUUUUGAUCUCGGGCUCCCAGGAUGGCACCAUCAAAUGCUUCGACAUCCGAUCGGAUAAGUCCGUGAAUACCUACUUUUGCAACUCGGAGUCCGUGCGGGAUGUGAAGUUCAGUCCGCACACGCAGAACAUCUUCUCCGCCGUCUCCGAAAAUGGAACCGUCCAGCUGUGGGACAUGCGCAAGUGGGACAAGUGCAUGGUGCAGUUUACGGCGCACUAUGGUCCCGUUUACACCUGCGAUUGGCAUCCCACGCGGAAUUGGCUGGCCACCGGCAGUCGGGACAAGCAGAUCAAGGUGUGGAACAUGGACGGCAGGCCGGGAUUGGAGCACACCAUCCACACGAUCGCCGUAGUGGGCAGGGUCAAGUGGCGGCCAGAGAGAACUUAUCACAUUGCUAGCUGCGCUUUGGUGGUGGACUACAGCGUUCAUGUGUGGGACAUCCGGCGGCCGUACAUCCCCUUUGCCUCCUUCAACGAGCACACCAAUGUCACGACUGGAAUCGCGUGGCAGGGCAGCGAUUCCCACUGCCUGCUGUCCAUCAGCAAGGAUUCAACCAUCUAUAAACAUGCCUUUAAGGAUGCCACCAGGCCAGCGUUGAAGGCCAACGCGCAGGGAGCCAGCUGGGGAAGAUUCGGGGACAUCUCCUUUGCCAACAAGAUCAAGGAGUAUGCUCCAAAGACUAGUGGCGCCUCCAACACAAAGUCCUCCAGUUUCAUUCGCCGGAAAACGAAUGUGGCUGGCAGCAUUCAGUUCCAUUUGGACCAUUCCAAGAUGUACAAAUUCAUGGUUAACGAAUCGUUUUCUGGUUUUCCCUUGAGUGAAUCUGUUUCGCGUCCCACCCAGGAACACGAGAGUUUCAUUGGCUGCGCCAGGGAACUGAUUAUUAGCGGCAAAAAGUUGGCUGAGCUUUGCGAGCAUAAUGCAGAGGUCUCCAAAAAAUACGGCAAACAUAAUGCCACAACAUUGUGGAACUUCAUCAAGCUGUUCUACGGCAGCAAUCAUUUCGAGCCUCCUUUCGAACAUCGCUCCUCCUUCUCGAAUCAAAAGAAUCCGAUGAACUCUCGACGUGCCACCCAAGUGGCCAGCGAUUGGCCCCAGCAGCGCAGUGAUCUCGGCCAGGAUCUCAAUGGAAACACGCCGGAGACAGCGCAUGAGAUCGAUGUGGCAAAUGUGGACGAUGAUCCGCUCGGCGGCAGCGGUGUGGAGCAUCCGCCCACAAGUUCAGUGAUUCUGUCCGAGACGCAAAUCAUCAGCGAGAUUACCUUUGAUAACUUUGAGCUGUUGCGCAAUGGAUUUAUUUAUGUGGGUCCCACUGAAUGCGCAAAAGCUUUGGCCUUUCCUGCCCUUCAUCACGAUGUUCAGGCAGCUCGCCCUCAACUGGAUCUCAAAGCCUCCGAUCACGAGAAGUCUCCUCCGCCACAUGUUCCCACUGUCCUGAAAGUCAGUCAUGUCCCUCCAAUUCCCAUGUGGGAGCCACAUAAAUUCGUUUCCGAUGCCCUCAUGCUGAUGAACGAUGUGGGUGAUGUGCAAACAGCGCUGACAGUCCUUAUAGCCUUGGGAGAAGCUCGGAAAUUGUUGCCCAUCGAGGAUGCAUUGGUGGAGCACUGGUUCUACACCUAUGUGGACCAACUGCAUCGCUAUGAGCUGUGGAACGAGGCCUGCGAGGUGAUCAACCGCUCCUGGCUGAGAUCAGUGCAGCAGCUCAACCAGCACUCGACAGCCAUGCACACGAACUGCGGGGAAUGUGGACGCCCCAUGGGCGGCAAGGUGGGAUGGUAUUGCGACAAGUGCAAGUCAAUGCAAUCGGCCAAGUGCUGCGUCUGUGGGCUGAUCGUCCGCGGAGUGUACGCCUGGUGCCAAGGUUGCUCCCACGGAGGACACAUCGAGCACCUGCAGAAGUACUUUGCCAAGCACUCCAAGUGCCCCAAGUGCGGACACCUUUGCGCGUACUCAUGAGACACGGAGGAGGCUGGGUUCACCCAGCUUCUGCCUCCCAUUUAAGUCCCUUGUAAAUAGAGAAGUCUUCGGCCUAAUAAGUACCUUGCAAAAGAGCACUAAAGA
This is a messenger RNA of Drosophila takahashii, 2448 nucleotides long. RefSeq names its product WD repeat domain 24 (gene Wdr24). NCBI's taxonomy places the organism in Eukaryota, Metazoa, Arthropoda, Insecta, Diptera, Drosophilidae. Gene Ontology annotation, cellular component: GATOR2 complex; vacuolar membrane; cytosol. Gene Ontology annotation, biological process: cellular response to amino acid starvation; positive regulation of TORC1 signaling; positive regulation of macroautophagy. Gene Ontology annotation, molecular function: protein binding. The record is from RefSeq and is a predicted model, not a curated record.